AUGGCGUCUAACCAACAAAGCUACAAAGCUGGUGAAACCAGAGGCAAGACUCAGGAAAAGACUGGACAAGCUAUGGGAGCAAUGAGGGACAGGGUUGAAGAAGGUAAGGACAAGACUCAAGCAACCGCUCAAUCAGCAAAAGACAAGGCUUCUCAAACUGCCCAAACGGCCCAACAGAAGGCUCAUGAGACGGCUCAGUCAGCAAAAGACAAGACAUCUCAAACUGCCCAAACGGCCCAGCAAAAGGCACAUGAUACGACCCAAUCAGCAAAAGACAAGACAUCUCAAGCUGCCCAGACGGCCCAAGACAAAGCCCGUGAGUCUAAGGACAAGACCGGGAGCUACAUGUCGGAGACAGGAGAAGCCAUUAAGCACAAGGCUCAAGACGCUGCUCAGUACACGAAGGAGACGGCUCAAGACGCUGCUCAGUACACUAGAGAGACGGCUGAAGCCGGUAGAGACAAGACCGGUGGGUUCUUGAGCCAGACAGGUGAGCAUGUGAAGCAGAUGGCUAUGGGUGCAGCUGAUGCGGUGAAGCAUACUUUUGGGAUUGCUACGGAGGAAGAAGACACUGAACAUUUUCCAGGAGCUACUACGACCAAUACUCGUUCAGGAACCACUGAUCCGACUCAUCAGACUUAUCAGAGGAAGUGA
This is a messenger RNA of Microthlaspi erraticum, 654 nucleotides long. The record is from the annotation of a GenBank genome assembly. Lineage: Eukaryota; Viridiplantae; Streptophyta; Magnoliopsida; Brassicales; Brassicaceae.